Messenger RNA from Physella acuta, 1898 nucleotides. RefSeq names its product histone-lysine N-methyltransferase PRDM9. The record is from RefSeq and is a predicted model, not a curated record. Gene Ontology annotation, molecular function: protein binding; histone methyltransferase activity. Gene Ontology annotation, cellular component: nucleus. NCBI's taxonomy places the organism in Eukaryota, Metazoa, Mollusca, Gastropoda, Physidae. Gene Ontology annotation, biological process: regulation of gene expression.
CGAUACUGAGCUACUAGGCUAGCAGACGACAAGUUCUGGCGCUACAACAAGAAUUCAACAUUAGAUAAAGAUCUGAAUUAUCAAAAACAGCCUACAGUUAAACUAUGGAAAACAUGAAGCUAAAAGUAGAACAUUUGCCCACAUCAAUAAAAGAAUUUUUUACACCUGAAGAAUUUGCUGCUAUACCUGAAUAUGAAAAGAAGCAUCUCAGCAGCUUGAGGCAAAAUUAUGAAGUGCUAAGAAGUGCAGGCCUUUCAGUAGAGCCUCCUGAAUUUAUGCUUAAGAAAAAGAAGAAAAAAGUGGUGCUAGACUUAUCCUCAGAUUCUGAUGAUUCUGAUUCUGACUGGACCCCAGCAUUGGAGGCUACACCACGAAGUGGAGAGAGAAAAAAGACAACAAAUGUUGCUCUGUGUCAUCCUGAGAUGAGUAAAGAGAAAACCAAACCAAAGGCAGUACAAGUUAAAAAUAGGCAGCCUUGGUUUCCAUCAAAAACUGCGAUAGAGAAAGAAGCAAGACACACAUAUCCUCUACGUAGGAAAAGAGUGACCAGCUACAUGUCUCUGCACAUUCCUGAAGACGAUGAGUAUCUCUUUUGUGAAGAGUGCAACAUUGAAUACAUAGGAGAUUGUACUGAACAUGGUCCUUUAAAUAUUUUAUUAGAUUCACAGGUUCCCCCAGACUGCCUCAGGGGAAAGGACAAUGAUUAUUGUAAGAAAACUCUGCCCCCUGGUCUAGUCAUUAAAACAUCUAACAUACCUGAUGCUGGACUUGGUGUUUUUGCCUUAACAUCCUUUCCUGCGCGGACAAGGUUUGGGCCAUAUGGUGGGAAAAAAGAGAAAAAUGAGCAGAUGGCACAUGACUCUGGGUAUUGUUGGCAGAUUUUCAAGGAUGGGAGACCAUCCCAUUUUGUUGAUGCCAGUGACAGCUCAGACUCUAACUGGAUGAGAUUUGUAAACUGUGCUCGCUGUGAGGAUGAGCAGUGUGUCACAGCAUACCAGCACAAAGGUGAAAUCUACUACAGAGCUCAUAGGGACAUCAGUGCAGGCACAGAAAUACUGGUGUACUAUGGUGACAGUUAUGCCAGAGACCUGGGCAUUCAGGUACAGAGGGUUGGUGUUGUAAGCAAGAACAGUUUAACAAACAUGGAGAACAAUGACUGUGAUAUAUAUCCAUGUCAGCAUUGCAGAGUGGCCUUUUCAAAACUUUCCUAUUUGAAUACACAUCUGAAAUACAGACAUGGAGGUGAAGGCAUUGUCAGUAGGGGUUUGGAUGCUAUUGAUGACACUACUGUACAUUCUUCUUCCCAGUCAUCAAACUUACAUCAAAAGCAGAUAACACACAUUGGGAAAAAGCCUUACAAGUGUGACAAAUGUGGUAAAUGUUUCGUAAAGCUUGGAAACUUAAAGGAACACCAUAGAAUUCAUACAGGAGAAAAGCCUUACAAGUGUCACAAAUGUGGUACAUGUUUUACACAGCCUAGCCACUUAAAGGGACACCAUAGAAUUCAUACAGGAGAAAAGCCUUACAAGUGUGACAAAUGUGGUAAAUGUUUUACAGUGCUUGGUAGUUUACAGAGACACCAUAGAAUUCAUACAGGAGAAAAGCCUUACAAGUGUGACAAAUGUGGUAAAUGUUUUACAGAGCUUGGUACUUUACAGAGACACCAUAGAAUUCAUACUGGAGAAAAGCCUUACAAGUGUGACAAAUGUGGUCAAUGUUUUACAGUGCUUAGUAAUUUACAGAGCCACAAUAGAAUUCAUACAGGAGAAAAGCCUUACAAGUGUGACAAAUGUGGUACAUGUUUUACACAUAACGAACAGUUAUCCAGACAUAAAAGAACCCACAGCUGAAAUAUGACUUUAAACAUCUCUGUCUAAGAUAAGCAUCAAUUCUAUCGU